AACAGACGGCGUCUUCACCAGAGUCACUACAGAAGUUCUGCACACAACUAUUUUGGACAGCUGUGAACUACACGCGCGUACAUUCUAAACUCGAUGUGAACAUGCCGGGCAAGUUGUCUUACGAAGUCCAAAACUUUCUCUGAACCACUUUAAACUUUGAACGUUUUCUCCAACUCGUUUUGCAUCGGAACAUCCGCAGGUUUUCAACUCCAGGACCACUCCGGAUCCAUAGGACCGACCUUACCUCUGAGCUGGUAACUAUUUCCUCGUAUUACAUUUUCUAUGUGAUUUUUCUCUGAGCCAUCAGUUAGAAUACGACUUGUAAAAUGUGUUGAUUGUCAGGCUUCUUCGGGGGAAUGACAAUAAACAAAUAAGGCACAAUAAACAAAGUUGUCAACUUUAUCGCAACUGAUUUCAGAGUUGAGUUAUUUAACAUAACUGUUCCUUCCAUUCGAAGUGAAUAGAUGUGUUAUUACAAUAGCCUAGUAAUAAUAUUCCGUUUUUUGCCUUUUUUGACCUGUUUAAUGCUGGAACUAGAAGUAAACAUCUUCGACAGUGUCUCGAGCUUGCAAUGAGCGUCACGACUGUGAGUCUUCUGAGUUAGAUGCGCGAAGCGAGUGUGAAACAGGUGGGAUCUUUCAGAGGUAAAUUCCAGCACCGUGCGAAGUUGAUGGAGUAAAAUCAACAAGGACCUAAUUGAAAAUAACGAUAUAAUUCCAUGAAAAACAUAAAUUUCGUUGCAUUGCAUGAGACAUUACAUGGUUUGAGUUAACAUGAGAAAGAUGUCCGUGUUCGAUGAUGAUGAUGCCCAUUUAUUUUAAGGGGUAUUCCCCAAUUAAUUUAUCUAAACUCAAUCAAUUAUUCUGUUGUUUAUAUUAUUUUUUUCCAAAUUAUUUUGUGGCAUAUUAAAGGUACUUCGAAAUAUGUAUUAUACAUCGAUUUAAUCAAUUAAAUAUAGAUGGAGUGGUAAGGAUGAUUAUUAGGAUCAUUAUUCGUUUUUAGUGUCUCUUAUAGUAAAAUUACUUCAACGAAUUUUACUAGGUCGCCAAAAAACAAAAAUACAUAACCUUCAUUUAAUAAUUCAUUAAUAUUAAACUGUCUUUGUUGCAGGUGAAUUACAUGCAAUCAAUAGUUACAUAUUUAGAGUUAAACCAAUGUUAUGGAAUAUAACGAUAGGCUACGUUUAAGGGUACUUUACAUAGAAACAUGGAUUAGGCCUAAGAUAGGUUUACUUUACUUUACUUUUUACAUUAAAACACUUUAUUUGAUCUGCAAUUGCAAUAAUCAGAAUUAAAACAGUGGACAACGUAUUGUGCUAAUUGCUAUGGACAAAAUCACUGUUUUAUGGUAUCAAAUAUGAUCUGGAACUAUUGGCUUGAAUUAAGAUCAUUCUUAGGCAUAUUUAUGUUUUAUUUGCGAUUGUCAGAGAACUGUUGUUUGGGUGCACACGUCUGUUGCUUUAUUGUAUUGCGCUCAAGCCUCCUGUAGCUCAAUUUCGUAGAGCAAAGCGCUUGCAACGCCAGGGUUGUGGGUUCGAUUCCCACGGGGGGCCAGUAUGACAAAUGUAUGCACUCACUAACUGUAAGUCGCUCUGGAUAAGAGCGUCUGCUAAAUUACUCAAAUGCAAAUGUAAGUGCCCAUAUCCUCUCGUGUUCUGCAUCAACACACGGCUAAAACCAUGUGUCCCCGGUAAAUGCUGCACAAUUGACCAAAGGAUCUGCAUUCACAUAAGACCUCUGCAGUUGCUGUCCAAUACACACAAGGUCACCAUUACUUUUUUUUUAACUUAACAAUAGAUAAUUAUUAGAUAGAUGCUUUGUACUUGAAUCCCCUUUUGAAAAGGAGAGCUAAAUAAAUAAAAUUCCAGGUUUAUGAAAGCUAGCCUAUAUUCACAGUAAACUAGUGAUUUUGUGGAUAUGGAUUUAGUGAGUCCUAGCCUGAAUUCCUUAACCCAAAACCAAUGCAAUGUAUUACAAUGUCAUGCUUUCUGCAGCUUUUUCAAUUGCAAAUUAAGUAGGCCCAGCCAACAUGUAUGCAUAUGUGUUUAUGUACGACCUGAAAGAGCCAAGCUCCCUCUAAAUCAUGACAUGUAACGUUGUAGGCCCAUGUCUGGAGGCUACAAGAGCGCGCAAAAAUCCAAAGUAAUCCGACCUUUUUUCAUCACCUCAGCUCAGAUAAACUUGUGGCCAGGAAAAGCUGCCCUGAUUUUGAUUCGUUUAGGCUUGUGGGGACCGAAAUGGGAACGCUGGUGUGACUUUUCUUACCAACACCAACGGAAACAUUCUCCUAAUUAUAUAACAAUGUCUUGGGAAAAUGUCAUUAAGAUUUACCUCUGGUCACCUUUAAUCCAUAGGAUUUUGGAUCUUGUGUUAAACCAUUAUUUGAUUUCUAAACGUCUUAGUGGCCUACCUCUAAUAUGUAUUAGAGUUAGAGUAGAGAGAGCACAUUUCUGAAACACCAUAUAAUGGCGUGAUAUGUAUGUGGGGGACAUGAUAAUUCGAUCAUGCCUUGCGUUAUCUUAUCUCAAAUCUCAUUAAAAGUCCGCUGUCGGGUCGAGGCGCGGAAUUUAACAGUUGGCCAGUCACGACCAACUGGGAACGCGAGGUAGCAGUGUUUAGCUUGAUGGUUGAGUCGUUAAAGAUGGCAUGUAGACAUCAAAGGGUUUUAAGGACACGAGACGGUUCGGGAGAAACCGCUGAUCGCCCCUAAUGACAUCGUAAGUAAAAGUAAAUUACUUCUGCGUCCUUAUCAGAAAGGACACAUCUCCGGGGGGACGUUUGAGCUUCUUUGUAAUUAGGACUAUUUCACUUUUAUUACUGCAUAAUAACCAUGGCUCUCACUCAAUCCUCACUUGUAUUAACAGUGUAGGCCUAUAUUCACCAAUAUGAUCAAUGGGUACUUUUCUCCAAUAGGUCUAUCUAUACCCAUAUAUAGCCUAUUAAUAUCUACAGUAUAUCUUGAUUAGGCCAUAUUGUAGGGCUUCCUUAUGUGAUGAUGACACAAGUUAGAUAACCCAUGACCACUUUAAACAAUUACAUUUGAAUUCUUAUCCCACAUUAACUCAUUUAUACCAGCAGUAGAAUAAAGAGUAAGUCAUAUUUUCAAAACGGUAAAAUCGGGGGAUUAGGCACGAUUCCCUAUGACUAACAGAAUCAAACAAAGCAAACGGCAUGGCUUAGGGGUAAUGCUUUUUUUCUUCUUCUGGAAAGCUAAAUCAUAUCACAAUGGAAAGGUGCGGCAUGGGAGCUGUGUUUAGACUAAGACAGAAAAGACAUCGGGUAACUGUGUCACACAGCCUGACCAUUAAAUAUGCUCAGAAACAAAGAGCCUUUCUAUCCCUUUUGUUAUUUCCUCUUAUUAAACCUGAAUAAACAGCUCACCCAGGUAUUCUGCCUCAGUGAAUGGUGUCAUUCUAUUUACCUGAGUCUUAACAGCCCCGGGCAUGUUUUCUGGGAAUGGGGAAACACCCACACCAAACACAUCCCAGUGUCUGUGUGUCAGCACUGGGAAUUGUUUUGUUUUCUCACACCUUCUCUGACAUAUAUCCUAUGCACGUCCCACACACACACACACACACACAUGCAUGUAUGUGGGCACACAUACGUACCCACACACACAGGCUCUCAUCACUCGUCGUGUGCCUUGCAGACAAUACAUGAUUCAAGGUGUGUGUGUGUGUGUGUGUGUGUGUGUGUGGCCACAUGUUGAGCUGGUAGUUCCUGUGGCAUGGAGGUCUGGUUCAGACAGCUCUUAUCACUCUCUAAGGUGGCAAAGGGGCUCUCCCCAGAGAAAAAAACAUCCCUUUUGUCUCAGUGGUAAAAGGAGACAUUCACAUGUGUCACCUUAAUCCGCUGAUAAUGAGGCCUCUUGAAAAGCAACUAGAUAAUCAAGCUGGACCGCUUGUGUAUUGGCCUGGCAUUGAGGGGACCGGGUGUGUGGGGGGGACAGGGGUUGUGGGGGGACAGGGGUUGUGGGGGGACAGGGGGUGUGGGGGGACAGGGGGUAUGGGGGGACAGGGGGUGUGGGGGGACAGGGGGUGUGGGGGGACAGGGGGGUGUGGGGGGACAGGGGGUGUGGGGGACAGGGGGUGUGGGGGGACAGGGGGUGGGGAGGGGUGGGGGGGGACAGGGGGUGGGGGGUGUGGGGACAGGGGUGUGGGGGACAGGGGUGGGGGGGACAGGGGUGUGGGGGGACAGGGGUGUGGGGGGGGUGGGGAAGGGGGGUGGGGGGGACGGGGAGGGGGUAGGGGUGGGGACAGGGGGUGUGGGGGACAGGGGGUGUGGGGGGACAGGGGGUAUGUGGGGGAAGGGGGUGUGGGGGAACAGGGGUGGUGGGGGACAGGGGGUAUGUGGGGGAACAGGGGUGUUGGGGGGACAUGGGUGGUUAUGGGGACAGGGUGUGGGACGGACAGGGGGUGUGGAGGGUGUGGCGGUUUGAGGUGAUGCUAGUGAUAUACACCAGGAUGACCAGACAAGGGGUGUACCUCAGCUUCUAUGGAAGUGCAGGAAAUACUUAGUUAGAAAUGUUAUUUGAUUAAUUAUCAAAUAUCACAAUUAUGCUUGUUUCAUUAUGGAAUGUUCUGAUCAUAUUGUCAUUAUUUGUAGUUAUAGUAUGGUAGAAUACACUGUUGUUGUCAUGGUAUCACUGGUUUGUACACAUUUUAUAACAAAUAAUGACUUAUAUGAGUACAGUUCUGUUGUGUUAUCAAUAUGAUCUGACCUUUUUGAUGUGUUGCUUUUCCAGAGGGAAUCGCAUUGUGAUUUGAGUGAUCAGUAGCGACACCAACCAUGGGCAGCAAGACUCUUCCAGCCCCGGUUCCCCUCCACCCCUCCCUGCAGCUAGCCAACUACUCCUUCCUCCAGGCCUCCAACGGCUUCCAGCUGCCCACGGACCAAGUCCCUGGCAUCUAUAGCUUCAGCGCCCUGCACGCCAUCCACCUCCACCAGUGGACCCUGGGAUACCCUCCCUUCGCUCUCCCCCGCUGCACUUUCUCCAAGCUCCCAGCCCUGAUGGACGGACGCUUCCCCGGCUUGCCUUCCGUCCCCAUCUUCCCCCACCUGGUCCAGCCCAAGGACCAGGCCGCUGUGGUCGCCACUGCAGCUACCACCAUGAAUCUCCUUCAGGGCUCCAAGAACAAGCCCCAGCCACGCUUCGACUUCGCCAACCUGGCCACCGCCGCCACCCAGGAGGACCCGCUGAAGGCAGAGGACCUGAGCAUAACAGGGGCAGCCGCCACGACUUCUCCUCGCCGUGGCGGGCUAGGCUGUCUCAUGGACGUGGCCAAGCUGUCGUCGCCUGAGCGCAAGCCUAGCCGUGGCCGCCUGCCCUCCAAGACCAAGAAGGAGUUUGUGUGCAAGUUCUGCGGCCGCCACUUCACCAAGUCCUACAACCUGCUUAUCCACGAGCGGACGCACACGGACGAGAGGCCGUACACCUGUGACAUCUGCCACAAGGCCUUCCGGAGGCAGGACCACCUCCGAGACCACAGGUGAGACCUGCACUUUUCCAUUACAAUGAAGCUCAAUUUAACGAAUGAGGAGUAUGGAGAUAGAUUGCUGCCAAAAUGUUGUAAAUGAAUGAAUAAUAUUUUAUUGGAAACUUUAUUUAUAAGCCCAGACCCCCCAUUUAUAGUUACACUGCUGUGUAAGGCCUUUACAUAAGAACAGCAUAGGAUAUUAAUACAAAAUAUGAAAAAGCGCUUUGUUAAAUGGUCAUAUAUGCUGUUGAUUAAUUAUGUUGAGCCCCCGACAGUGUCAUGCAUCAGGGUUGAGGCAUAUUCCAUUUGAAUUAAUUCCAAUUGAAGAAAUGGGAUAGCCCCAAAUGUAAUUGACCCCAAACCUGUUAUGCAUGGCUUUUGAAUGUGCUAUUUUGAAUCAAUUUCGAAUCAAACUUCUAAUUUCCCCUAGAGUGACGGACCAAUUAAACGUAGCGAUAGCAAGAUUAUAUUUGAUGCUGAAUCGGAAUUCAGGAUCAGUAUGUGGAAAACGUUGUAACAAUCCAGUUAAGUAGUGGGAAGCGAUCAAGUGCAUAUGAGAUGGUUUAGGCGGGGCAGUAUCACCAAACCUCUCAAUUCCUUCUACUUAUUUAUUUCUCGUCUCCUAUUAAUUUGCAGCUUUAGGUUGAUAGCUGUCUUUGUGUGUUAGUUAUGUUUCGUUACUCAAUCCGGACUCUCUUUUUGUACUGCCCUGCAGGUACAUCCAUUCCAAAGAGAAGCCCUUCAAGUGCCAGGAAUGUGGAAAGGGAUUUUGUCAGUCCAGAACGCUAGCCGUCCACAAAACUCUGCACAUGCAGGUGAAGGAACUAAAGCCAUCCAAGAUUAAGUGAUGUCAACACCUUAAAAAAAAAGUGGACAAGGGGACACUGGAAACAAUAAGAGACAAGACAAAAUGACCAAAGACAGGGGACGU
Molecule: messenger RNA, 6407 nt
Organism: Coregonus sp. 'balchen'
Lineage: Eukaryota; Metazoa; Chordata; Actinopteri; Salmoniformes; Salmonidae
Source: the annotation of a GenBank genome assembly